AUGUCCAAUCAGAGUGACUGCGAGGGCGAGUGCCUGAAAUACCGUCCAAUCAAAACGCAGGAGCCUGGAGAACCGUCCAGUAAAACCUGGGGGCGGGCGCACUCGCAUCCGCGCGGACGUCGCUCUCCGGCCGCGUCCCCGCGCGUAAUUGCCCCGCGCGCACUUGCCCCGCGCGGCCCCAGGUGUCUCGUCCCCGUCGCUCUCACCUGCCGGGACCGCGGAGGCGCGAGGAGGACGCCCGAAGGGUCCGGAGCGGGCGGAGAUGGAGAAUUGCGGGAGAAGUGCACGGGGUCCCGCUCCUUCAUGCAGGACUUGGUGGUCUUUGAGGACGUGACUGUGAACUUCACCCUGGAGGAGUGGGCUUUGCUGGAUGCUGCUCAGAGGAAGCUCUACAGAGAUGUGAUGCUGGAGACGUGCAGGAACCUGGCCUCAGUGGGGGAGAGACCCUAUGGAUGUCAGCAAUGUGGGAAAACUUUCAAAAUGUCUCAAAAUUUUCAAAGGCACAUGAGAAUGCACAGUGUUGUGAAACCCUGUGAAUGUAAGGAACUUGGGACAGCCUUCACAUGUUCCUCAUCACUUCAAAUACAUGAGAGAACUCACAGUGAAGAGAAACCCUAUGAAUGUAAGGAGUGUGGCAAAGCCUUCAGGGAUUCCACAUCCCUGCAAGUACACAUGAGGCAGCACAAUGGGGAGAGACCCUAUGAGUGUCAACACUGUGGGAAAGCCUUCACUCGUCACUCCUCCCUUCAAGUCUAUGAGAGAACCCACAGUGGGGAGAGACCCUAUAAGUGUCAGCAAUGUGGCAAAGCCUUCACUAGUCAUUUCUCCCUUUAUCUACAUGCCAAAACCCACAGUGGAGAGAAACCCUGUGAAUGUCAGGAAUGUGGAAAAGCCUUCAGUUUUUACUCCUCCCUCCAGGAGCACAUGAGAACGCACACUGGAGAGAAGCCCCAUGAGUGUAAGCAUUGUGGCAAAGCUUUCGGUUAUCGCGCAUCCCUGCGAGGACACAUGAGAAUGCACACUAGAGAGAAACGUCAUGUCUGUGAGCAAUGUGGGAAAGCCUUCAGUCAUCCCAGUAGCUUUAAAAGACACGUGAAAUCACACAGUGGAGUGAAACUGUAAGAAUGUACAGAGUGCGGGAAAGCCUACAGUUGUUCCUCAUCUGUUCACGAACAUGUGAGAAUGCACGGUGAAGACAAAGUGUGAAUGUAAGGAGUGUUGCAAAGCUUUCAGUUGUUCCUCUUCCC
This is a messenger RNA of Ceratotherium simum simum (southern white rhinoceros), 1247 nucleotides long. NCBI's taxonomy places the organism in Eukaryota, Metazoa, Chordata, Mammalia, Perissodactyla, Rhinocerotidae. The record is from RefSeq and is a predicted model, not a curated record.